This is a messenger RNA of Myiozetetes cayanensis, 3076 nucleotides long. RefSeq names its product peptidase M20 domain containing 1 (gene PM20D1). The transcript has 13 exons. NCBI's taxonomy places the organism in Eukaryota, Metazoa, Chordata, Aves, Passeriformes, Tyrannidae. The coding region runs from base 1 to 1545 and encodes 514 amino acids. The record is from RefSeq and is a predicted model, not a curated record. Gene Ontology annotation, biological process: amino acid metabolic process. Gene Ontology annotation, molecular function: hydrolase activity, acting on carbon-nitrogen (but not peptide) bonds, in linear amides.
AUGGCGGGCGGGCGGCGGGCGGUGAUGGCAGCCGGGCUGGCGCUGGGCGCGGCGGUGCUGGCGGUGGCCGCGGCCGUUCUGCUCCGCGCCUUCGUCCUGCGGCCCCCGGCCGGGCUCCCGCGGCUGUGGGCGCGGAGCGCCGGCACCGCCGCCCUCAGCGCCGACGAGCGGCGGGAGCUGAAGGAGGCGCUGCGAGGUGCCAUUAAAAUCCCAACUGUGUCCACGUCUCCAGAUGACUUGAAUACAACAGCCAUGGCAGAAUUUGGGAGUUACAUUCAGAAAGUCUUCCCGGCUGUAUUCUCUUCAAAGUUCAUCCAGCAUGAAAUUGUAGGGAAAUACAGCCACCUCUUUACUGUUCAGGGCUCUGCCCCUGACCUGCUGCCCUAUAUGCUGCUGGCACACAUGGAUGUUGUGCCUGCUCCCCCCGAGGGCUGGGAUUUCCCUCCCUUCUCAGCUGCAGAGCACGAAGGUUUCAUCUACGGACGAGGAACGCUGGAUAACAAAAACUCUGCCAUAGGAAUUCUGCAAGCUCUGGAAUUUCUGCUGAGGAGGAAUUACAGACCCCGCCGAUCUUUCUAUGUUGGCAUUGGACACGACGAAGAGGUGUCUGGUAGGAAGGGAGCAAUGAAAAUGGCAGCUCUGCUGGAAUCCAGAGGAGUGAAACUCUCCUUCUUGCUGGACGAGGGAAGCGCGGUACUGGACGGGAUCGUUGCCGGAGUGAAGAAGCCAGUGGCUCUAAUUGCUGUCACAGAAAAGGGUUCAAUGACACUGAACUUCACUGUGGAAAAAACACCAGGACAUUCAUCCUUUCCUCCUAAGGAGACAAGUAUUGGCAUUCUUGCAGCAGCCAUGUCCAGACUGGAGCAGAAUCCCUUGCGCAACCUCUUUGGCCACGGGCCAGAGCUCAUGACUAUGGAGCACCUUGCAGCAGAGUUCAGGUUUCCUCUCAAUCUCAUCAUGAGCAAUCUGUGGCUGUUUUCACCUAUUGUCAGCAGAGUUCUCGCCUCGAAACCUUCCACCAACGCCUUGAUUCGAACGACGACUGCAGUCACCAUGUUUAAUGCAGGAAUCAAGGUGAAUGUCAUCCCUUCUUCUGCAAAAGCCACCGUGAACUUCCGGAUCCACUCGGCCGAGACGGCUGCUGAGGUGCUGGAGGCAGUUAGAAAAACCAUUGCUGAUGACAGAGUGAAGAUUGAUGUAGUAGAGGCCUUUGAUCCACUCCCCAUCAGUCCUUGGGAUGAGCAGACAUUUGCAGUCCAUAUUUUUCAAAAAACCAUUCUGGACACUUUCCCAGAUGUUGACAGUGUAGUCCCAGGCACGUGCAUUGGAAACACGGACAGCAGGCACUUCACCAACGUCACCAGCGCCAUUUACCGCUUCAACCCGCUGCUCCUGACUGCAGAUGAUCUCCCCAGGAUCCAUGGGUUGAAUGAGAGAAUCUCCAUUGAGAAUUAUGAGAAACAGGUCGAGUUCCUCUUUCAGCUGAUCAAGAACUGUGACAUUGACACUCUUCCAGAGCCCCACUCCAGCUCCCACGAGCUGUGAGAGACACCCUGAGAGGAGCAGCUGCUGAGGUGGCCUGUGGGACACGGGGGGCUGGGCUGAAGGUGCAGUUCUGUGCUGGCCAUUGAGCUCCAUCUGGAAUUUGGGGGCUUGUAUAUGGUGGUUUACAUACAGAUGGGAAAACUGCUGGUUGCUGCUUUGGGAAAAUGUGUGGUUUGCCACAGAACCUGCAUGAAACACAACAAAUAACCCUGAUUUCUGCUCCUCCCUGGUCUGACGUGCAGCCAUUAAUCUGACAUUAAUUUUUUCUUUAAGCCUCUGAAAUUGGCAGUCACUUAAAAAUCUAAGCUGUAAUCAGCAGUCACUCGCCAGUGAGAGGUGAAUCAUCCUCUGGGCUUUUGGCAAACUCAUUUUAUACAGUUAAUUUGACUUUUCAUUCCUCUGAAUGAGGUGUCUGUCAGCAGCUCACGUGGAAGGUUUGUGACGUGCUGAAAGGUUUCAUGUAGAGUCACACUAAGAGUUCAAAAUUGCACUGCUGGGUUUGGGCUGCUUUCCCAAGGGGAUUCUCCCAGGCUGCUUCCCCAGGGGAUGCUCUCAGCCAGCAUCCAAGGUGCUCUCAGCCAGUGUCAGUGUUACCUCCCAACUGCCAAGCUCUUCCAUUCAUGCACUGAUUUCUGACUCUGUUUUAAAAUACUGAGCUCCAGAAGUUGCUGUAACUGAUGAGGUGCUGAAAACUUUUCUUCCUGUCUUCUUAGUGAUUUUUUUUUUCUGUUUUCCUCCCUGACUCUUUGGUGUGGCUCAGGGUAUGUUGUGCAGCUGGGUGUCAGAGUAAAGGGAUUGCAGCUCGAAAUAAGAAACUAACCCAGUGCUGUCAGCUCAUCUAUUUUCUCUUUUCACUGACUCAGUUCCUGUACUGUAUGUUUCUCAUUUGCUCCUCUGAGAACUUGAUUGUGAAAGAUGUGAAGCCCUUCAGCUCCUUCCAGUUCAGUGGAACCAGAGGUUUGUUCCUCCACUGCCUGUGCAGUUUUCACUUUGCUGCAGCACUUCCACUGCCUCAGUUCUUUGGGAAUCCUGGGGUAGACAGGCCAUUGAUGUUGACUCUGUUUCAUCUUGCACUUCCUGCCUGUCCUUGAUAGCACUUUUGGCCUUGUUGGUCUCUUUAGCUGGGGUUAACCAGUAUUAAUUAAGCAAAUAAAUAAUUAGCACCUCGGUAUUAGCCAAAGAGAAGCCUGGGUGAAAGCUGCCUUGUAGCACUGACACACAGUCACAUAUCUCCUCCUGCUGCAGAGAUGUGUCUCUUUUUCACAACCUGAGUUACACACUGGAGUGGGUGGUUGUUCUGCUCUGAAUUCAUGCUGUAAAAUGUAUUGGAAUGUACAGGAAAUACCAUGAAAUGUAUCCUGAAAAACACUGAUGGAACUGUGAUUCCUCUUCUCUCUGUUCACCAUUCUCUUAUUUAUUUGCAAUGUGAUCUUAUCAUUGUGGCCAGAGGGCUACAACUCUACCACCUACUAAAUAAUUGAAACAAGAUUGAUGUUUUCAUCUAAUAAAACAAGGAAUUUGGAUUCUUUUC